Molecule: messenger RNA, 1659 nt
Organism: Carica papaya (papaya)
Lineage: Eukaryota; Viridiplantae; Streptophyta; Magnoliopsida; Brassicales; Caricaceae
Source: RefSeq, a predicted model, not a curated record
CCCAGUCGUCCUCUGGAAGCAAAUCAAGUUUCUCAGUGACAUGUCAAAUAUGCGAGACAUCUAGCAAUCUACCAAAUUGUGCUUCAAGCUGAAAUUUUUGCUAAAUUGUUAUGCGAAAUGCACUGCUAGUUUGGACAAUCUGGACUCACCCUGGCUGAUAUUUUGCUACAUCCUUCAAGCUGAAACUUUUGCUAAAUUCUUCUAGGCUGAUUAGGAGCAUAUACACAAGCAAAUCACUAACUACCUGUCUCUAAUAUUUGAAAGAACUGAAAAUGAAAACACUCUCAAUUGGGUCAACUAGAGAAGCACCUUUGAAUCUCAUAUCACAAACAGACUACCCAAGGCCAAUGACUCAUAAGGACUUGAUACCUACAUUGAUUCGUUCAUAUUCUUAUUCCUCGAUUUUUAUCCUGUCAUUUGGUAGCUAUGCCUAAAAUUCUGUGCUACCUAUCAUAUUUUGACCAUCAAAAGAAAUCAAGAUAUACGUGUUUGGAAUGAAUACUUUCUUAUUAAUGUUGCAGGAUUUGGAGUUUUUGCACUCAGAGUCCCUACUUUCUGAGCCUCUUGAUAUCAGAAACUAUUUUUCUAGCUAUGAGUAUGAGAGCCCUGAACUCAGUACACUCGAUGAUCUUGGACGUUCUUAUGGGGAUAGAGAUUGGGUCUCCAUUGGGGAGAGGGAUAUGAAAAAGGAACAGAAUUUGUGGAUAACAAAAAAGGCUAGAAAUGACAAUGAAGCAGUAGGUGACAAGCUACGCUCGUAUGCUUUAAAAGAAAACAUAUCCAUCAUGACGGAUAGGGAUAGGAGUAAGGACAGGAAGAAACUCUGCUCUUUAAAUGAUUUUUGCUUUGAGGAAAGCUUGGAACAUAAAUCAUUCGGAAGCAAAGCUAUAGAGAAACCAAGAUCAAAGAAUGAAGAGUUUCCAGGAGGUGAAGAAGACCAAAAUGUCAAAGAAGCCGAUCUUAAAUCAACCAAUACCUAUGAAAUUGCUGGCAGUACUGAUAAAAAACUUCCAAAGAAGUUGGUCAGCACUUGGCAAUUCGCAAAGGAGAAAAACUUGGAAGGUAAGGUAUGUACAGAAGAUGGUCUUAAGCCAAAAAGGAGUCCUUCAAAAAGUUCAGUCAGCAGAUUUUCAAUCGGAAAAUCAAAUUAUAAAGUCAGUGAUAAAGAGAAUAAAAAAGAAAAUGUAGAUCGGGGAAAGGACGGAAUUAAAGAUGCAAAAUCCUUGAGAAGGCCAGAGGAGAUGGUAGUUGAGGGUUCCAAAACUAAUGUGUUGGUUAGAUCAGUUAGUGUAAAAGACAAUGCAGUGAAGAGAAAAUCAUUGGCAGAGACCACAAAUUUUCACGACUCAGUUGCAGUAGAGGUUACUGGUAAAUGGACAUGUCCUCAGAAGAAUAAACAGAAGAAAGGUCCUCCAUUGAAGCAGCUUCGACUCGAGCAUUGGCUUAAUAGAAUUUAAAAUGGUUCAUGGCCAAACAAGGGUUUUUUUAUUUAUCUGAAAUUUGCAGGGUGUAAAUUACUUGUUUUUAAUGGGUGCUUAAGCUUGCAAUCUAAGCAGCGCCUGUAGUUUUAAUAAAUGGAUCGCAGUAGAUAUAUAAAGGAUCAUGCUGUCAGAUUGAGAUAUGAUUUAAGUUAUGAGAAGUAAAAAAUAUUUUUAAUUA